UUUGAAAUAGGUAAAAGGUUUUCAAUUGCAUCCCCUGGCAAGAAGAUCACUGGGUUUCAUGGAUAUGCCGGGAAGAACUUAAAUUCUCUCGGAGCAUAUUUCCAAACACUUCCUAUUACUAAACUAGAAAUACAAGGAAAUGGUUCAAAUUUUAAUUGGGAUGAUGGUGCUUACAAUGGCGUAAGAAAGGUUUACGUUUAUCAUGAUAGCAAUUUUGUAAAUUCUAUUGCGUUCGAUUACGAAAAUGGCGGAAGACUGGUAACACGUAAGCACGGGACAGAUAAUGGAAAAGUUAAUCAAGAAAAAGAGUUUGUCGUCAACUUUCCAAAUGAGUAUAUCACAUCUGUGGGAGGGACUUUUGUAGAUCGAGGAGGGAUUACAUCGCUGACAUUCAAAACAUCCAAAGGGAGAAUUUCUCCCACAUAUGGAACCCUCUCGAAUGGAAGUCAUACCAAACUCGUGCUCGAGAACAAUGGUUGCGCUCUUGUUGGCUUCUAUGGAUUAUCUUAUGGUUUAAUUAGUAGUCUUGGAGCAUAUUUUUCUCCGACACCUCCACCUCCCGCUGGAGAGAAACUAGAAGCACUAGGUGGCAGUACUGGUGGUGAUGGAGGUGCUUCAUGGGACGAUGGGAGUAAUUUUGAUGGUGUUAGAAAGAUAUAUAUAGGAAAAGGCGAGGUUUCUAUUGCAUUCGUCAAGUUUAUGUAUAACAAGGACACCGCGGUGGUGAUUGGAGCUGAUCAUGGUAGCAACACACUACAUGGAGUUGAAGAGUUUGAGCUGGACUAUCCAAGUGAAUACAUCACAACAGUGGAGGGAAAUUAUGAUAUAGUACAUGGAAGUGAUGACCUUAAUGUU
Molecule: messenger RNA, 855 nt
Organism: Camelina sativa (false flax)
Lineage: Eukaryota; Viridiplantae; Streptophyta; Magnoliopsida; Brassicales; Brassicaceae
Source: RefSeq, a predicted model, not a curated record